This is a messenger RNA of Balaenoptera acutorostrata (minke whale), 2326 nucleotides long. RefSeq names its product T-cell antigen CD7. The coding region runs from base 151 to 1479 and encodes 442 amino acids. NCBI's taxonomy places the organism in Eukaryota, Metazoa, Chordata, Mammalia, Artiodactyla, Balaenopteridae. Gene Ontology annotation, cellular component: membrane. Gene Ontology annotation, molecular function: signaling receptor activity. The transcript has 10 exons. Gene Ontology annotation, biological process: adaptive immune response. The record is from RefSeq and is a predicted model, not a curated record.
CUCAGUUUUAACCGGCCCACAGCGCACAGACGAGCUGCAGCUGCGGGCGUGGAUGAGCCGGGCGCAUCGGGACCCUGGACUCAGGGAGUGUCCCAAAAACCACUAAGGAAGACGAGGGACCCCUGAGGCCUGCUCUCCGUCCUGCCGGCCAUGUUGACCUCGGCAUCUCCCCUUCCCGCUCCCAGCAUGCUCUGGGCCCUCCUGCUCUUGGCCACCUCUGGGAGUGCUCAGAGUAGAGACUGGGACAGCCCCAGCUGCACCGAGGACGCGGUUUCUGUGUUCAGGGGCAAGCCAGCCAUGAUGGCCUGCAACAUCUCCAACCUCUUCUCCCACAUCAACAUCUCCCUGCAAACCUACCAUGGGGAGAGCUGGCAGCUCGUCUUCAGUGUAAAGGCCCCAGGAAACUUCCGCCAGGGUGGAUGGCAGCUCUGGGUUCAAGGGGGCGAGGCGCAUCUGGUGAUUGAAAAAGCCCAGGACACCCAGGCAGGGCAGUACAAGUGGAGUCUUGUGGGGCUCCAGAGAAACUUCAAAAUCACCACCCUGAACGUCUCAGAGCCCCAAGACACACUCUUCACACCUUCCUGGGGCCCGGAGAUGCUGCUCCCCAAUCUCAAGCCUGACCCCGAAGACAAGAGCCAGGUCCAGGUGGUCCUCCCCAUCCUCGCCCUGGUCGCCCUCUCCAUCCUGCUGGUCUGCUUGCUGGCCUGGUGCAGAAGGUCUGGCUCCCCAAAGUUCUCCAAGCUCCAGCAGGUCUGCUUCUCCAUCCCUGGAGGUCAGCUCCGGGCCACAGGCCACUUGUCCAUUUUGCCCUCUGCUCUUGGCAGUCACUGGCACGUACGGGCUCCCGUGAACAUGGCUGGGCUCCUGGGCCUCCAGCUGCUCCCCAUGCUCCUUGUGCUCCCCUGCAACCUGGCUGCCCAAGAGGUCUGGCAGUCCCCCACCUACACGAUCGCUUUAGAGGGGGACUCUGUCAACAUCACCUGCUCCACCCUGGGGCCCCUGCUUGGCAUCUACCUGAAGCAAAGGUGGCGGAAGCUCAGCAACGUGAUUUACUAUGAAAACGGGAGGGAGCCCACCGUGGACCAGCGGUUCCAGGGCCGCAUCACCUUCUCAGGGCUGCAGCACAACCUGACCAUCAGCAUGCACCACCUGCAGCUGGCCGACACCGGUGACUACGCCUGCCAGGCCAUCAUGAAUAACGAGGUCUGGGGGCCCGGGACCUUGGUCGUUGUGACAGAAAAACUGCCCCAAACAGAGAACACGUGCCAGGAGACUCAGCAGAUACACUUUGCCCUCCCCAUGGCCCUGGCUGUGGGCUUCUUCCUCGUCGGUCUGGGGCUGGGAGCGGUGUGUGUUCUGAGAAGGACACAGAUCCAGAAACUUUGCUGUGCGAGGGAUAAGAACUCGGCGUGUGUGAUCUACGAGGACAUGUCCCACAGCCGCUGUAACACCAUGUCCAUCCCCAACCAGUACCAAUGAGCCUGGCAGGACCCCAGGCCUCCCUCUGUCCAGCAGAGCUCUGGGCAGACCAUCCAACCCAGCACGGACACACAGGCAGCUCCCCACAGCAGUCAGGCUGCUGCUGCCUCCUCCAGGCAGCCCUCCUUGCCUGCCUCCCACCCUUGAGGCUGCUCCUGGCACCUUGGAGCCACCGGGAAGGAAGCUUUUCUGUCGUCCUGCUGCCUUGACCCUUCCACAGCAGAAGAGGCUGCUCUGAAGGAGGGACUUGGGCCUGGGGCAGUGGGCAGCUGGGGGGUCUGGGGAGGCUGGGGGCUGAGCGCUGACCCCAGCCCAGCCUUGCCAGAAGUAAAGGGCUUCUCUUCUCCCCUUUCCAACUCCAGUGUCUAUUUCUCAGCCAGCUUAGAGUCGAGGAGGGGAGGCUUGCCUGACACCCUCCCUAGAGUCUCCAAGGACUUUGACAGCCUAAGGGAUUAUGUGUGAGGUUUUCAGGAAGGAGGGAGGGGCAAGGGGACACACACUCACUCCAGCCCCUGUUUAGGCUGGAGAAGGGGCAAAUCAACCAGAGUCCUCCUGGCCUCACUAGCCUCCACCAUGGGGUGACGUGGGGAUGGAGGAAGGGGAGCUAGCAGCAGUGGUCUGGGGGUCUUAAUAGAGGGCCACUCCCGGUGUGCGCUCAUGUUGGGGUGCGAUGGGACCUUGGGGAACCGACCUUGGGGAAACAGGCGCGCCAAGAGUGGAUGUGAACCAUGGCUGCGUCCUCCUGGACUCGGGGCCAAGAAACAGCAGACCAUGCUGCCCACCAACUGAGAUGAGACAACCCUUCAUCCAUGGGGUUUGCAAAGAUUAAAGUGUCAUUAGCGAAUGA